Molecule: messenger RNA, 714 nt
Organism: Medioppia subpectinata
Lineage: Eukaryota; Metazoa; Arthropoda; Arachnida; Sarcoptiformes; Oppiidae
Source: the annotation of a GenBank genome assembly
AUGUCCGACACAACUGUGCCCACAGUUGGCUAUUUCAAAAUGCGUGGUAGGGCUCAACCCAUACGCCUAUUGCUGGCGUAUAAAGGCGUGAAAUUCAUCGACAAAUAUUAUGACCCACCGGGCGCUGACACCCCGGAGUCGUAUAGGGUUGAGUGGCAUAAGCAAAAAUUCACCCUGGGCUUUGACUUUCCCGAUGUUCCCUACUAUGUGGAGGGCUCUAUCAAACUGACACAUAGUAUGGCUAUUAUGCGACACUUGGCCCGAAAGCACGGACUGGUGGCCACCGACGAGACCGGACUCACACGACAGGACGUGUUGGAGCAACAGUUGACUGAUAUUAGAAAUGGUUUUUGGGGAGUACUAUAUCCCGGCGCCGGCUAUGAGAUAGACUUGUUGUUUAAUAAUGAAUACGUUAACGAAAAAGUUAAAUAUAUCGCCGAAACAUUGCCUAAACAGUUGAAUCCUUUGUCCCGGUUUUUGGGUACCCGUCAGUGGUUUACCGGUAAUCACAUUAAUUAUGUAGACUUCUUGGCGUAUGAGCUCUUGGAUUGGUUCCGUCUCUUCAGCGCCGGUACUGUUGAUAAGUACCAGAAUUUAAUUCAAUUCUUAACUCGUUUUGAGAGUUUACCGGCGAUUAAGGCAUUCAUGAAAUCACCGGAGUUUAUAAGUUGGCCAAUAGAUUCACCCAACGAUAUCUGGGGUUUCGAAAAGUAA